This is a messenger RNA of Hymenoscyphus albidus, 1371 nucleotides long. The record is from the annotation of a GenBank genome assembly. NCBI's taxonomy places the organism in Eukaryota, Fungi, Ascomycota, Leotiomycetes, Helotiales, Helotiaceae.
AUGCCACCACCACUCAACCACAACGUCAAGAAAAACAGACGACGACCAAAGAAGCCUGCCAAAGUUAUUCUACACACAAAUGAAGAAGUCCCGCUCCUAGUUGAGGUCAUCAUGGGAGGCCUUCUUGUUUGUAUUCUUGGACUUGUCCUCAUGGUUUUCCUGUUUAUGUUGGAGUGUGAGCGAGAACAUAGAUUCGGUCCCUUGAAGGAGCUCUUAUCUUCUCUGUUUAUCUUCUUUUCAGAGCCAGAAAAUAUCGUCUUGACCAAGUUGUUUGGUAAGUUGAUAACGUCACCUCAAAGACGAUGACUGAUGACAAGUACUGACUAUGAUUUUGGAUUACAGUUGCAUUUGGUACUUUCUUCCUCGGAUGUUCUAUCUUGGAGUUACCAUACGAGCUCUUCUGCUCUGUGGGAUGGAAUCAAUUUCCUCGCAUCGGUAUAACUAAUCUCACGGCGACCUCAGAUUUGAGAUCCUCGCGCAAGAACUCGAAAGAGGAUCCCAACGGCGUAAGGACUUUACGUCCUGCAAGAUUAAUGACCAUCUCAGUUCCUGCUCUUGGUAUUUCAGUCUUUGCCUUUGGUCUUUGUGCUCUUGGUGCACCUUGCUUGACGAACCCUCAAGUGCCUCUCUCGUACCUGUUCAUUUGGGCUUCUUUUGGUAGGUACCCGUUUCUUAUGACUGUAUGUUCAAUGAAAUGACCUAGUUUCCAUAGCGAUCUCGUACAUCUAUCGUGUAAUCAUCGAUCUUAUUAAUGUUCCCCCCGGCGAUAUCAUUCAACCACAAAACGAGCCCGUGCAAUUCGAGGGCGAUACCAACCGAUACGCGAACAAGAGCCGUCCUGGAAACCCAUUAUCUUCCUCUGCUCAGCACCUUGCAAGUCUUUCAAAGCGCCUGGAUCAGCUCAAGAUGAAACUUAAAAACGAUCUUGAGAAGGGAAAGGAGUCUGAGAUAAACCCCUUCACCAACUUAGCGGAAUGUGCAAAGCAGGUCAUCGGGAACCUCAACGACACUACUGAAAAGGAACCGGAAAUCAAGAUGGAAGCGUACGAUUGUGUCUUGCGACAAUGGCGACCCUCAUUCCCAAGCGAGGCUCCUGGUCGUCCCAGCCGUCACAGUCGUCGAGAACGAAUCCACGUAUUAGAGACCCAGAACUCGCUCCUCAAAGAAAAGAUCAAGAGACUCGAAAAGGCGAAUAAGGAAUUGAAAGAGGCUAUCGUCAAGAAGGAGAAGGACCACGCUCAUAUGUCUCUGCUCGUGGAGACGUUCUUCCAGGAAAGUAGUUUCGAUAAGUCUGCUGCUGAGGAGGGCGAGUAUACUUCGGAUGCGAUUGCUACGCCGCCUUCAACUGAUCAAUCUGUGGAGGAGACGUAG